Molecule: messenger RNA, 3672 nt
Organism: Molossus molossus (Pallas's mastiff bat)
Lineage: Eukaryota; Metazoa; Chordata; Mammalia; Chiroptera; Molossidae
Gene: LPCAT1
Product: lysophosphatidylcholine acyltransferase 1
Exons: 14
Coding region: 57-1661 (534 amino acids)
Molecular function (GO): calcium ion binding
Source: RefSeq, a predicted model, not a curated record
GCUUCGCGCCCGGCUCGCCCGGCUUCCCGGCUCCCCUCGCAGAGGACGGCGCGGCCAUGAGGCUGCGGGGACGCGGUCCCCGAGAUGCCCCCGCCUCCAGCGCGGGGGCCGGCGACGCACGGCGGCUAGCGCCCCCGGGGCGGAACCCCUUCGUGCACGAGCUGCGUCUCAGCACCCUGCAGAAGGCCCAGAUUGCGGUCAUGACACUGACGCUCUUUCCCGUCCGGCUGUUGCUUGCUGCCUUCAUGAUGCUGCUCGCCUGGCCCUUCGCACUCGCUGCUUCCCUGGGACCUGCUGAGAGGGACCCAGAACAGCCCCUGGCCUUGUGGCGGAAGGUCGUGGACUUCCUGCUCGUCGCCAUCAUGCGUACCAUGUGGUUCAUUGGCGGCUUCCACCGGGUGGCCGUGAAGGGGCGGCAGGCCCUGCCCACGGAGGCGGCCAUCUUCACCCUCGCCCCACACUCCUCCUACUUCGAUGCCAUCCCCGUCACCAUGACCAUGUCCUCCAUCGUGAUGAAGGCAGAGAGCAGAAACAUCCCGAUAUGGGGAACUCUGAUAAAGUACAUACGGCCAGUCUUCGUGUCCCGGUCAGACCAGGAUUCCCGAAGGAAGACCGUGGAAGAGAUCAAGAGACGGGUGCAGUCAAACGGCAAGUGGCCGCAGAUAAUGAUUUUUCCAGAAGGAACUUGUACCAACAGGACCUGCCUAAUUACCUUCAAACCUGGCGCCUUCAUCCCGGGGGUUCCUGUCCAGCCUGUGGUCCUGCGGUACCCGAAUAAACUGGACACCAUCACGUGGACCUGGCAAGGCCCCGGAGCAUUGGAAAUCCUGUGGCUUACCCUCUGUCAGUUUCACAAUCAAGUUGAAAUUGAGUUCCUUCCAGUGUACAGCCCUUCGGAGGAGGAGAAGAAGGACCCGGCCCUGUAUGCCCGCAAUGUGCGAAGCGUCAUGGCCGAGGCCCUGGGCGUGUCCGUAACUGACUACACCUUCGAGGACUGCCAGCUGGCCCUGGCGGAAGGACAGCUUCGUCUCCCUGCAGAUACCUGCCUUCUAGAAUUUGCCAGGCUGGUGAGGAGCUUGGGCCUGAAACCAGAAAAACUUGAAAAAGAUCUGGAUAGAUAUGCGGAAAGUGCCCGGAUGAAGAGGGGAGGGAAGAUGAGUGUCUCCGAGUUUGCAGCAUACCUGGGAGUCCCUGUCUCGGACACGCUGGCCGACAUGUUCUCCCUGUUUGAUGAGAGCGGGAGCAGCGAGAUGGACCCACGGGAGUAUGUGGUUGCCUUGUCUGUCGUCUGUCGGCCGGCCCAGACCCUGGACACCAUGCAGCUGGCAUUCAAGAUGUACGGGUCUCAGGAGGAUGGUAGCAUAGACGAGGACGCCCUGUCCAGCAUCCUCAAGACGGCCUUAGGGGUGGCGGAACUCACCGUGACUGACCUCUUUCAGGCAAUCGACCAGGAGGAGAAGGGGAAGAUCACGUUUGCCGACUUUGACAGGUUUGCAGAAAUGUACCCCGACUUCGCAAAGGAGUAUCUGUACCCUGACCAGCUGCCUUUUGAGAGCUGUGCACAGACGCCCCCGGCCCCCACCCCCAACGGCUUCUGUGCUGACUUCAGCCCUGAGAACUCGGAUGCUGGGAGGAAACCCGUGCGUAAGAAACUGGACUAAGACGGAGGCGCCAGAGCGACGAGGCUGCUCCCUGGUGGUCGCCCCCCUCCACGUGGCUGUGAGCCUGUCUGCUGUGACCUUCCGGUUCCACUCUCCACACAGGCUGCACGGCCACUGUCCCAGGCCCGAGCUCCCGAGGCUGGGGCGUUGCCACGCUGCUUCCCUGUGAGGCACCGGCCUGCGGGCGCCUGCGGGGCAUCGGAAGGAAAACCUCGUUCAUGGCGCCUGGUCUCCUUGCAGUGAGACCGCGUGGGGCAUGUCCUGCCCAUCUCGGCCAGGCUCAGGGGUCACCCUCUUGGGCAGGUCCUUGGGGGCUGGGUGGACAGCAGGCGUGGCUUGUUUUCACCCGGGGUGCCCUGGCUUUAGAUUUUCAUCUCAUUCUUUCCUCACGGCCCACGGUCGGUUCGAGGCCGCACACAGGCGGGCAGCCUCCACGCACUUGGAAAUGGGACACGCAGCGUGUGUCCGAUGUCAGCACAACCCUCUGCCGACCACUGGCGUCACAGCGGCCGACCCGCCAUCUGGUUUUUAAACAUUUCUAUAUUUGUGGGAGUUCAUGAAUAUUUUAUAAACUUCAUUUAGAUAUUUCAGGAAACAUUCAGCAUUGUUUUUAAAAAACAGAAAAUUGUUUUUCUACUUCAUUUUCCUUUGAGGGUCAGAGGAUAUUUAUUUAUAGGCCCUAUUUUGAUAGAAUCUGAGGCUGUUUGUGGCUUUGACUUCACUUUCUCUCUGGCCUCUGUCUACCAGGUCAGUUCCUCUCCCGUUCAGGCCACCACGAGUACCAGCCCAGAACCGCAAUUUCCGAUCCUUAAUCCUUUUUAAUAAUCCCCCUCUUUUUUUUAUAAACGUUACCAACUUGGUAUUUCUGUUUUAAUACGACGUCACCUACUUCACUGUCGUGUCAGCUGCAAUGGAAGCAUUGGGCAUGGGUGGCAUGAGUUAGGCAGGAGGUAAGGCCUGGCCCGGCUCGACGGGGGUGUGUGUGGUUGUGCACCUCGAGCCCACAACAGCCCUGGACAGAUGCGCGAGUCCCACUCAGAGGAUGACCGUCUCUCCCCUUGGCUCAGGCUCUGGCGAGUAGGGUCAAGCAGAGAGAUGAGCUGCGUGGACAGGAACAGUGUGGAGGGGAGCGGGAGCGGGGGCAGCCUCGAGCAGACGUCCCUCCGUCAUGGCCACAAGGGCAGCAGCAGACAGGGAGGAUCGCAAGGCCCCUCCCCGGGUCGGGAGGAGCCGUGCUUCCUGGCACGAGACGGGACACUGUGGUGUUGCCUUUGUUCGUCCUGAAGCCACCUUGAUGCAUUUGUUUAGGACAUCAUUGGAACCUGUCCUUAAAGCACAAUCAUAACCACAGACUCCAGUUUGUGCCCUGAAGCAAAGCCACUAGGUUCCUUGGGGGAAAAGAUUUUUUUUUUUAAUUUCUAAAAUGAAUCAAAUUUUAUAUUUGGGGCAUCUCUAUUGAAGGUGACCACCAGGGCCAGAAGCACAGGGAAAAUGUUUACUAAUUUCCUGAGGCAUCAUGAUGUGUUCCUACCGGUCGCCGUUAGGAAAGCCCUCACUCCGGUUCGGCUGUCACCUCCCCUGUUCCAGCUGCUCACUGCCAGCCAGACGCAGACGGGCGGGCACUGAGGUCCACGCGGGCGCCCAGCUUGUCGGACACAACAGAAACUCAGAUGCAGCCUUGGUAGCUGAUGGUAUUUGAUUUUAUAAUCAUAACGCAUAAAGAUUCAUUUUUAAAAGAGAAAACGCUGCCAGUGACCAAUGAAGGAGGUGAGCAAACUGAGAUAUUCUGAGGAAGGGGCCUGAGCGUGUGGCUCUGUCCUCCGUGUCUGCAGAUGAAGGGUUUUUUGAAUGAAAUGCCGCUGUGCGUUUUCAGGAAAAAAAUCUCUGAUAAGCAGACUUUGAAUGGAUGUUUGCUCCUCCUGAUCCACGUUCUCUCUCAUGGUGACUCAAUGCCAUUCAGUACUGUGAGUGCACAUAGUGUCGGACUGAAGCCCCGCAGCGGGAGGCGAGG